Messenger RNA from Torulaspora delbrueckii, 357 nucleotides. RefSeq names its product SCF ubiquitin ligase complex subunit HRT1 (gene HRT1). Gene Ontology annotation, biological process: ubiquitin-dependent protein catabolic process; protein ubiquitination. Gene Ontology annotation, cellular component: nucleus; cullin-RING ubiquitin ligase complex. Gene Ontology annotation, molecular function: zinc ion binding; cullin family protein binding; ubiquitin protein ligase activity. NCBI's taxonomy places the organism in Eukaryota, Fungi, Ascomycota, Saccharomycetes, Saccharomycetales, Saccharomycetaceae. The transcript has a single exon. The record is from RefSeq and is a predicted model, not a curated record. The coding region runs from base 1 to 357 and encodes 118 amino acids.
AUGAGUGAAGCUGAGAAGAUGGAUGUGGACUCUGAAGGUGUGGAUCAGCCGGUUUCCGAGAGCACUCAGACUUCAAAGACAAAACCCAAGAGAUUCGAGAUCAAGAAAUGGACAGCUGUAGCAUUCUGGUCGUGGGAUAUUGCUGUUGAUAACUGCGCAAUUUGCAGGAACCAUAUCAUGGAACCUUGCAUCGAAUGCCAACCUCUGGCUAUGACUGAUACAGAUAAUGAGUGUGUAGCGGCAUGGGGUACUUGUAACCAUGCCUUCCAUCUGCAUUGUAUCAACAAGUGGAUCAAGACUAGAGAUGCAUGUCCUCUAGAUAACCAACCCUGGCAUCUGGCACGGUGUGGACGAUAG